AUAAUAUGUGACUAUGAUUAUGCUCCUAUAACACAACAAUUUCAUCAUCAUUAAAGAAAACCUGAUCAUUCAAUGGAAUUCCUAUCUAUUGCUGGAGGUGCUUUUUUAACUGUUGCUUUUGAGGAGUUGUUUAAGAAGUUGAAGUUCAGCAGAUCGCUCAAGUUGCAGGAGGAGGUCCUUAAUAAGUUGCAAAACUGGGAGAGCUUAUUGCCGAAAAUCUUUGCCCUUCUUGAAGAUGCAGAAGAAAAGCAGAUGUCUAAUUCCAGCGAGCUGCUAAAGAUAUGGCUCGCUGAAAUUAGGGACUUGGCUUAUGAUAUAGAGGACAUCUUAGAUGAAUUUCAAGUUGACUCUAAGAGAAGCAGUUUGAAUAUUUCAAAACCUCACCAAGCCAGCAGUAGCAAAUUCAUCCCCUCAUGCUUCAACUGUUUCAAACAGAAAAUUGGGGAAAAAAUUGUUAAAAGGUGCAAAGGAUUGCCAUUGGCUGCAAAAACCCUUGGGGGCCUUCUAUGUGGUAAGUUAAGCCGUCCUGCAUGGGAACGCAUUUUAAAAAGUCAAAUAUGGGAGCUGAAAGAAACUACAAGUAAUAUUCUUCCAGCUUUAAGAUUGAGUUAUCAUUAUCUUCCUUCUUGUUUGAAGCCAUGUUUUGUCAACUGUGCAUUGUUUCCUAAAGACCAUGAGUUUGAGAAGAACCAGCUUGUUUUGUUGUGGGUGGCAAGUGGGGUUUUACAGCAACAGUCAGUAGAAGUUGGUCAUCAAUAUUUCGAUGAGUUAGUUUCAAGAGCUUUUUUGCAGCGAUCUAGUGGGAAUGAGUCACAGUUUGUGAUGCAUGAUCUCAUACAUGAUUUGGCUCAAUUUGUUGCUGGAGAAUCAUGCUUCAGUCUCGAACAUAAGUUUGAGGUUGAUACAAAAUCAAAAGUGAAUUAUGAAAAGGUUCGUCAUUUGUCUUGCAUCCGUGGUAGUUAUGACACCUCUAAGAAAUUUGAAGUCUUGAAUGUCAUGAAGUGUUUGCGAACAUUCAUUCCAGUCGGCUCAAGGAGGGAGUGUCGUAUAUCAAAUGUAGUGGUGCAUGAUUGGCUGCCAAAAUUAAGAUGCUUGAGAGCAUUGUCUCUUGAGUGUUAUAACAUAAAGAAGUUGCCAGAUUCAAUUGGAGAUUUAAUGCAUUUGAAGUACCUUAAUUUGUCAAAAACUCCAAUUGCAAGCCUACCUGAGUCAGUGGGUUUCCUCCUCCAAUUACAGACACUGUUGCUCUUUAACUGCCACAAGUUUUUGAAGUUACCUGUGACAAUUGGGAACUUAGUUUACCUCCAUCAUCUGGAUAUUGAAGGUACGAGUUCCUUGAAAGAGAUGCCAUCAGAAAUAGAGAUGUCUUGCUUGCCUAAGUGUUUUACACAGUUCUUAACAGCUCUUGAGAAUCUUGAAAUUGAAGGGUGCAGAGAACUUACUUGUUUGUGGGAGGAUGGAUCAGAAACAAUAAACCUUGCUCGCCUUGAGAAAAUGAAAAUUAGGAGUUGUCCUUUGCUUGUGUCAUUGACAGGGAAAGAACAAGGCCUCUUGCCUUUGAAUCUUAAACAUCUUGCCCUCUCUAGUUGUGAGGCAUUGGAGUCAUUAUUACCUGAUCUGAUGAUGAGGAAGAUGGGCGGAAGCAACAGUAAUAGCACCGGUAUGUUGAGACUUGAAGAGUUACAACUUUUUGGUUGUCCUUCUCUCAGGUCAUUAUCCUUGCCCAUCACAGUUAAGCGGUUGAGAAUAGGAGGAUGUGAAAAUCUUGAGUCUCUACCGGAUGGAAUACUGAUGCAAGAUGAUGGUGACAACAACAGCAAUCUUGAAUAUUUAUAUAUGGGGAACCAUCCACCUCUAAAUGCUUUUCAGAGGGGUCAGCUGCCAGCUUCUCUCAAGGAAUUUGAAGUUCAGCGUUGCGAGGGGUUGGAAUCUAUUUCAAAGGGAAUGCUGCAUCAAUGUACAGGACUUAGAUCCAUUGAAAUUUGGAGUUGUCAAAGGUUGAAAAGCUUACCCAGCCUUGAUCGCCUCAGCAAUCUCAUUGACUUAUGCAUUCAAUAUUGCCACGAUUUAGAGUCCAUCCCAAGUCUGGGCUUAUGCAUCCCCAAUCUCAAGGAAUUGCACAUACGGAGUUGUACGAAUCUCAAGUCCUUCCCAAAUACUACGAUGUCGCAGCUGAAAUCGCUUCAGAAGCUACAGAUAAGAGGUUGUCCAAACAUAGAGUUGAUUCCGUCUCCAGGUGGGAAUGAGAAUGGGGGUUUACUUUUAGAUUUACCCCCAAACUUAACAAGUGUUUGGUUAGACGAAGCAAUUCUCAAGUUCCUACUACCAAAUACGACUCAAAAACUAUCCAAUCCAGUUCCAGAUGGGCAUUUGGCAACGGUGGCGGGAUGCGGCCUCCACAACCUUACCUCUCUUCAAGACUUGUCAAUUAGUUGUCGGACAUGGCCGCCGGAUAUUGUGCUGCCUUCUUCUUUAACCACUCUUUGGAUCGAAGAUGUUGAAAAUCUGGAAUCAAUACCCAGAGAGCUCCUCCAAAACCUAAACUCUCUUCGAUUGUUGGGAAUAGGGAGUUGGCCGAAGCUACGAUCCUUGCCACAGGAAAGCUUGCGUCCCUCUCUUGAAGUACUCGACAUCUACACCUGUCCAUUGCUAAAACGACAGCGCUUUGAGGCGGAAGGAGACCACUGGCCUCUCACCCAUACCAUCCCCUACGUUGCGAUAAAUGGGAAUCAGGUAUUCCCAUACGAUAGCACUACAACCAUUUCUUAAUUACUUGACUCAAAUCUUGAACAAACUCAUCAAAAUCCUACAGGCUUAAUUACUUCAGAAAUGGAUUUUAUUGGAGUUCUCUCGUAAAUUUCUCUUUCCAUAUCAGGAGAGUGCAACAAAAUGAAGGGGGAUGGCCUAUUAUAAUUGAGUAUGCUUCAAGAUCAGAUGUCUCGAUGAAUAAAUGGUAGUUUACUUGGGAUCCAUCAUGGCUGUAGUAACAAACUUCUAUCCUUGAAAGGACAUGGAUUUUCUUGGAGUUUUUCUGGCAAUUUCUCUAGCCAUAUCAGUUACAAUUUGAGGAUAUGUAUGAAGGUGGAUGGAUAGAGUACUGCUUCAAGGAUCAGUUUGUUGCAUAUCUGUCCAUCACUUCGGUGUUGAGAAAAACACUUCAUGGAUGCAUAAUUGAACUGAAAGGGUGGUAGAUGAAGACAAGCAGGGGAAAAAAUUACUGGUUAGUGGCUGCUUUUGGGGAUCAUUCCAAAAAUGAAUUGACUUGCUAAUUACUAGGAUGGUGAUUCAAGAAUUUAUUUUUGACGAUUUAUUGUUGUUGAGAGUUUCCAGCCUUGCCUAGAGAGAGACUUUGUAAUUAAUCUUGACAUACAUUUCAAUGGUGAAAGUUACACUUGCAGAUUCAGAUGUUUUGUGGUUGUUUUGUUUUCCACGUUAAAAAUUUAAUG
This is a messenger RNA of Rubroshorea leprosula, 3446 nucleotides long. NCBI's taxonomy places the organism in Eukaryota, Viridiplantae, Streptophyta, Magnoliopsida, Malvales, Dipterocarpaceae. The record is from the annotation of a GenBank genome assembly.